Molecule: messenger RNA, 2147 nt
Organism: Phanerochaete carnosa HHB-10118-sp
Lineage: Eukaryota; Fungi; Basidiomycota; Agaricomycetes; Polyporales; Phanerochaetaceae
Exons: 15
Coding region: 347-1891 (514 amino acids)
Molecular function (GO): iron ion binding; oxidoreductase activity, acting on paired donors, with incorporation or reduction of molecular oxygen; monooxygenase activity
Source: RefSeq, a predicted model, not a curated record
CGCUUCUCAAUACCCUGGUUCAAGGUACAAAACUCUGAACGCCCUCACAGGAGUCCUCAGGCCCCAUGGCGCGUCUUCGACACGUUGACAGCUGUGGGUUUUUUCCCACCAUGUCCUCUGCCGAACGAUUUCUUCUUGCUGGCAAGUCUUCGAAACGGGCUAAAGCCACUCUCACGAAAGAGCUUCACCGAAGAGAAUGCUGUCAAGGAAAUCGUAGUUCCCGCAGGAGGAAAGGCCGCAAUUACAGAUGUUGCAGAAGCUUACCCGUGAGGUGCUAUAUAACAUGUUGCUGAUAGGUGCAAUACUAUUCACUUGCCGUUAGACCCUUCGACUUUAAUCGCAAGCAAUGGAGUCCAUCGUAUUUGCCCUCCUGUUCAUCUUCGCCGUAGCUUUACCUGUGUAUUCCUAUUCCAAGAGGCAGCGCUUCCGCUUACCUCCCGGUCCCAAGGGACUCCCAAUCAUUGGCAACGCCUUUGAUAUCCCCGUAGGACACGAAUGGGUGACUUAUGCGAAGUGGAGUUGCGAGUAUGGAUCAGAUAUCAUUUACCUGAACAUCGCUGGGCAACCGAUCUACGUGCUCAACUCUGUACAAGCCAUAAAUGAUUUGCUGGAGAAACGGUCUUCAAAUUAUUCGGAUCGCAUGGUUAUGGCAAUGUGCCACGAGAUUGUCGGCUGGGGCAAGAAUUUCGCUUUCAUGCCAUACGGUGAUUUCUGGAGAGAACAUCGCCGCAUGUUCCACCAGCAUUUUCAUUCUGAUGUCGUCUCCAAGCAUCACAUCCAUAUUUUGAAGCAGGCGAAGGAUCUAUUGGGUCGCAUUCUUGCUGACCCCGACAAUCUGACGCAGCACCUUCGCUUCAUGGCUGGCGCCUCCAUUCUCCGCGUUUCGUACGGAAUUGACAUACAGCCGGAGAAUGACCAUUAUGUUGGGAUAGCAGAGGCAGCCGUCCACUCCCUAGCCUUGACAGGAAAUGUUGGAUCGUACCUUGUUGACAACUUUCCUAUUCUGAAGUAUCUGCCGAGUUGGGCACCUGGUGCUCAAUUUAAACGCGACGGCAUGAAAUGGAGGGAACAAGUCAACCGGAUGUUCGACGAGCCGUUCGAGCUUGUGAAGCGGCUUAUGGCAGAGGGAAAGCCAAGCGACAGCGUCACCGCCUCGCUGUUGGCAGGACUGGACGAGCGUAAAGACAAACCGCGCCAGGAGCUGGAAACUGCAGUCAAAUAUGCAACCGGGACAUCAUAUGUUGGUGGGGCAGACACGACAGUGUCCGCUGUAGCCACCUUUGUUCUGGCGAUGCUGAAAUUUCCGAACGUUCAAAGCACCGCGCAAGCAGAACUUGAUCGUGUGAUAGACAGUGGACGUCUCCCGACUUUUGAAGAAAGGGACUCGCUCCCGUACGUUACGGCGGUCAUGAAGGAGACGUUGAGAUGGCAUCAAGUUACUCCUUUAGCUGUUCCUCGCACAGUGACCGCAGAUGAUGAGUACAAGGGCUAUUACAUUCCUGCCGGAUCGCUUGUGAUAGGAAAUGCAUGGGCCGUACUUCAUGAUGAGACUAGGUACCCGAAUCCGGGGUCAUUCGACCCGACCCGGUUCCUCACGUCGGACGGUCAGCUGAACAAGUCUGCGCCGGACCCUGUUGAGGCCUGCUUCGGUUACGGAAGGAGGCUUUGCCCUGGAAGGCACUUUGCGAUGGAUACGAUUUGGCUGAAUAUCGCAUUCAUCUUGACGACGUUGGACAUUGCCAAGCCCUCGGACGAGAUGGGACAGCCAAUCGAGCCUAGUGGGGAGUUCACUUCCGGGACGCUUUCACAUCCCGUUCCGUUCAAGGCCAGCUACAAGCCUCGUUCCAAAGCUGCUGAAGUCUUGAUCCGGGAGCCCAUGUUCUACGACUGAACGCCACUGCUCAUCAUGACGCGCGGAUAGCUCAAGUCUGUCCAAUACUUAUCGCACCUCAUGCAAUCAAUAGUAACCAUCGACCGUGGUUCUGUUUUAUCUAUCUAUUUCUCUGGUCGUACGUUUAGGCUUUUGCUUGAAAGCGACCGAAAACCUGCAGCCAUCGCCGCGCCACGGGGGCUAGUUAAGCGCCAACAACGCGUCGAGCGCCAAGUUGCUGUUCAACGCUCCUGGACAGCCCUCUAGCAGAAGUACC